AUGGAAGCUAUUAGUUCGCAAAUGUGCGCUGUGGCUUUCCAAGUCUUCGAUCGAUACGGGUCAGUCAAGGCCAAGUACAGAUCAUCCGGUGCAAAGAGGAACCGACAGUUCUCCCAAGAUGAAAAGGGAGAUGGCGGAAGCCAAGAUCUUAGGUACGGUUCCAAUGAGGCAUUUGAGCGAUCCUGGACUCUACAUGCCUUGUUGUCUCAAGUCCUUGGUGCGACUUCUGAUUUUGAACCCCGCAGAGAGGAAGCCGGAGGUCUCGAGAACGAAGAACUCUCUGAAACUGCUAUUUUCACCGAGGUAGAGAAGAUAAAACUAGAGAGACUUCGUGACACUUUGCCGCUGCAUCAUGCAGCUCUUACUUUGGGAGACAACGAGCUCAAAGCUUUUCUCAUGACCCAUGUUGACAACAAUAUUGGCUGGGAUAGGGUUACUACAUCUGAAGCCACAUUUCUGCAUCUAACAGCUUGCGAGCUGAAGCCCCCGAGUACUCAGUGGCUGCUAGAAAAUGUCCCCAACACGGACUUUUUGAAGACGGCUCGGGAUAUUAAUGGGUACACCCCUCCUGAAGCAUUGCAGGAAAAAUUAGAGACCACGCGAACGCAAGAGCAAGUUGGAUCAAGGGUCUUGAAUAUACGGGUGUACAUGCGGAGAGUGUCUGGGACGGUUUCUAUCACCUAG
This is a messenger RNA of Aspergillus nidulans FGSC A4, 684 nucleotides long. RefSeq lists its product as uncharacterized. NCBI's taxonomy places the organism in Eukaryota, Fungi, Ascomycota, Eurotiomycetes, Eurotiales, Aspergillaceae. The coding region runs from base 1 to 684 and encodes 227 amino acids. The transcript is spliced from 5 exons. The record is from RefSeq and is a predicted model, not a curated record.